AUGGAGAUGAUCAACAAGCGAACGCAAUUAAAUGAACUGCGUAUUUUAGCCGUUGAAAGUCGCAUGAAGACGACAAAUGAAGCCGACAAAAAUGUCGAGGACAAGCUGAAAACGUUUACAGGUACAUGCAAAUACAAAACUAUUUACUUUGGUCCAAACGACGUUAAUUUGAAGUAUGAUAUGAAUUAAUUUAGCUUCUACAAUUCGAUUCCCCGCAAGGAAGAAUAGGAAAUGACGAAAAUGGCAAAACCGCCUUAAUUGACCUGGUGUUUAUUUAUGAGCUCCAAAUGUUUGAUGAGAACUGACCAUGAACUUUUCGAUAUGAUGGAGAUCAUGAUAGGCUGUAGUCAUGCCAAAAACCCAUAUCAUUUUGGCAAGAUGAUUAGGUCAGUAUUUGUUGUACAACGGGUUCAUAAUCUCAACCCACAUACCUUAAGACUACAAAAAACAAUAUGCAAACUUAAAAAACUAAAAGUGAAGUUCAGGUUGGCAAGAUGUAUCAGUUGCUUGUGAUGCUUCUCUUUGUCAUGUAAAGAAAGGAUAUUAAUAUGACUAAAAUAUAACGUUGCAUAACCUUUGACGGUUUAUGCGGAAACAUGACUUGAUAAAAUUAUCUCAACUAUCAUUGAAAUGGGAACGUUUUAAUGGUCCUGUACGAAAUAUUCAGAGAGGAUUGUUCUAAUUGGUUAUGAGCCGAUGAAAUAAGAAAAUUAAUUUAAAAAGGUACGAUUAGGCUGCUUAGUGUUGAACAAAGUUCGUUAAUGCUUAGAUAUAUAAUUUCCAAAUCACACAUCUUAAGGAACCAGUCAUAUUUUAUCGUCUAGGGGGGGGAGGGGAGAAGGUCGGAGGUUUAUGGUUAUGCCACAAUAAAUUUUUUUCCAGCUCUUUAGUAUUUUAACUUUCUCCCAUAUUCUUGGUUUUCACCCAAGUUACUUUUGUCUUGACGGCAGUUGCUAUCCGCCAUGUUGGUGCUCAAGCAAAUGCGCUUGUAGGUAGGUGAAAGUGAAAAAGUAGAAAUGAUUCUUUGUGUAGUUUUCGGCUGUGGCACCAGAACUGAUCAGGACAAAGGAAUUGGAUUUUAUCGAAUACCAUCAGUUGUUAAAAGUUAGUCUUCCUUCGAAGAAGAAUUGAAAAUAGAGAGGAGAGAGAAUUGGACACAAUCGAUAAGUUGCGGCGACACGAUAUAAGAAAAAAGGUAAGGACAGACCGGCACGGACUCUCUUGGUGGCUUUCGAGGUUGCGUCGCAUUAUCUCCUUCAAAUUAUAUUUUUGCUCUCACAAGCAUGUCUUAAAGGAAUUUCCCUUUGGUAAGAGAUGAUCGGAGGUUUUGUAAAAUUUGUUUUCAGCAAGGGCUUAUUGUGUAUCAGACUCAAAUGCUCCAUGUUUGUUUUAAAUUUUUAACUGCCGGGUGGUACGUUAUGACAAAAGGCAAUAAACGUUCGUGACCUUUCGGCUUUUGUGUAUGUUUAAGGGCCGAUUGUCAAGAGGCAAAGUUGAUACCUGACAGAGACCUUUCUAUGAUGUUUUCUGGGUACCCUCUUGCUUUGAGGCGUUGUUUGAAUUUCAAACGGCCCUCUUCAAAUGUUUUUUCGAAGAGUUAGUUCUUAGCAAUCUUAUUGCUUCGCCUUUAAUGAAAUCAUGUUUUACGCCUGGUGGGUGGCACGAGGCGAAGUACAUAAAUUGGAAUUAAGGUCUCGGUCGGCUUGUAAUGGGUUUUGAUGUCCAAGAUGGAAUCUUUUGCAAAUCUUUCCCCUUUAAACACUGUGGUAUCGAGAAAAGUGAUUUAGAGGAUCGUUCACCCGCUGCGAAUGUCUCUCCUUCGCUACAACAACAAUCUUGUUUACACUAUCUGCUCCUUGAACUGAUGUUACGACGUCAGACACUAUUUGGUUCUACGCUUCAAGACUUUUGAAUGUUUUAAAUUGUUUAUUUGUCAGGAAUAACUUGUCUUCAGAACAAAAAUAGGAAAGAAGGUGCGAGACUUCUAUCGACGGCAGACGUUCUGCUUGGAAUGGCUACUGGAUCGAUACCAAUCACAAAAAAUUUUCUUAAGUUAUCGCUCUCGAAUGUGGCUUUCUAGGCCCUCCGCAUAGUUCGAAAGCACAGGUAUUCUAAGGAGAAUAUUCUCUUGUGAUUCUGGAUUUUUUUCACCAGAAAUAUUCAUAAAACAAAGUAUUUGAGAGAGGGCACUGUAGAGAUGGCAAUAUAUUUGCACACCUGAGGUGGGCACCAACAUGGUGGACGCUUAAUUUGCAUAGAUGUAUGACCGUCAAUUUUCUACAGCCCCCCUUUACAUUCUGUUAGUGACCACUGAUUCUCCCCUCUGUUCCCGAUGAAAACCACGUGAUUCCCACAAAAUACCCCGAUCCCAACCCCUUGCGACCAAUAAUGACUGGCCAAGAGAUUUGUCCUUUGUGACUUACCAAAUGGUCUUUUUGCAUUAAAGACGAGAAUGUUUAAUGCAGAAUUAAAUUGCUUUAAAACAAAUAGUGAAGCUCCCGCACCCCAGGAUAAAUUUUUUUUUUUCCAAAAAUACUUAAAACCCCUUGACCAUUUUUUUCCACUUGUUUCACACAAAUAUUUCGAAAGUGUUAUGAGAAAACAUCCAGCGGAUCAUCGCAAAAGAGAGAAAAGAAAUAUUGCUCCAAAUCCAACGGCAGGAACUGUAACUUUACAACAAAUCCACCAAGAAAUAAACAACAAGUUCAUUGAAGUUUGUAACUUCUCAGACAGAAUAUGCCAGGCAGGACCCCCGAGACCCGCAGGAGCCCUUGGGUAUCCCGGAUAUAAGGGAGAAAAAGGGGCCUCUGGAAAGGUAGGACCACCAGGCCCAUCGGGGCCUAUUGGGGCUCCAGGCGUGGGUGGCAAAAGAGGACCUGUGGGACCUCAAGGAGUAAAGGGCGACAAAGGCGACGAAGGAUCUGUUGGAGCUCCUGGAAUUAAAGGAGAUACUGGAGCGAAGGGUCGUCACGGACAAAAGGGGUCUAUUGGCUUAAAAGGGAACAAAGGCAUCAGAGGAUUGGUUGGUAUUCAGGGACCAAAGGGAGAAUGUGUUGUUCCACCGAAGAUCAUUGUGUCUUUAUCAACGAGACAGCAAUAUUCUUCUGUUGGGUUCAAGGCCAGACGUCGUCCAAAAUAACAUGGAGUAAGCUCGGAGGCACUCUAUCUGAUGCUACCGCGAAAGACGGUGCGCUUCGAAUCAACAGCGUUCAAAGGUCACAUGUGGGGUCGCAGGCAGUUUACUCGUAAAAGGUAGAAUCUUUAACUUUAAAUACUUUCCAGCCUUGUAUUCAAAAAUUUAGGUAGUCAGCGUCUGCAACUCUCAAGUCAUGUGUCAUAGCCUGAGUCACCUCUCCUGACGCGCAAGACAAAGAAUAAAACUGAAGGGAAUGUAAAAAUUUCUCAAUCGAAUACUACUACCCAAUCUGAUCCUUGCGACAAAAACAUUAUUCCUAAAUUAUAUUUUUAUUUCAUUUUUCAUGUGAUUUUAUCAUCUAUUAGAGGAAAGUGAAAUUAAAGUGAACUUCUAAUACUACCGAGUGUAAUCCUUUUUGCGAGACGCUUACUUUUUCCUAUUGCUUUUCCUUCAAAUUGAUAAUCUGCGCGCGACAAAAUUUUCAAUUUUCAAAAACCUACGCAAACUGCAUAUAUCUGAGAUUAUUCGUGGUCUCCUAUUUUGUUUGUUAACUUGAUGAUCUUCGUUUUGUUUAGAGGUACCACAGUUUACUAACAAACCUCCACCGAAGGUCGUUGUAGAACAAGGAACAACUGUAACCCUCUGCUGCGUGGCCACAGGCUUCCCUCGUCCUUAA
Pocillopora meandrina is the source of this 3812-nucleotide messenger RNA. The record is from the annotation of a GenBank genome assembly. NCBI's taxonomy places the organism in Eukaryota, Metazoa, Cnidaria, Anthozoa, Scleractinia, Pocilloporidae.